AUGCCGCUUACCGACACCAUUUCACACAAAAUCAUACUGCGCAAGGGCGAGGCGGCUAGACUGCAGUCUGAGGCAGCUGAGAGACAGUUGAGGAGCAGCAAAAUGCUCAGCGAAGUACCAGUGCCCUUCCCAGGCGAUGAGAAGCAACACCAUCUUAACUGGCUUGGCAACGCACCCUUCAUCCAAGUACAAGUUGGCAGCACCGUUUUGAAUCGAGAGCGCGCUGAGAUAGACGGUGCUAUCAUGGGCCUUUCAGCCCCUCAACAGAUCAAAGCGCUCGUUCUUCAUGUCAACCUCUCCGACAGGACUUAUGUCUCCGGUCUCCAGAAUCAGACAACAUCUCUCAAAAUCGAAGUUUUGUUCAAUGGGCAGCUUUCCCAUUGCUGGCUCAUGUCUAUGCACGAUCUAAGGUCUGGCACCAGGAGCCAUCAUCAAGUCUUUGCUGGCACAAGAGUCGACUUUCUUGCUGAAAGACCGUGGAUAAUUGUCCCAACAGGACUAGCACCAAAUGGGAGCUUCAGAAAGGGUAGCAAGUCGGUCUCAGUGCUACAGCGAUGGCAAGAUAUAUGUAGUACACUACAAGACGAAGCAUGUGAGAGAGGUACAAACACAGAAGGCCAGGUCCCACCUACUGCCGAGUUCUUGAAGGCGCUGGCGACUAUGCAUAUGCCAGAUCGGGUGCAGAACAUGCAAAAGCCUGGUGGAAGGGUUUUUGGCACCAUCGACGUAGUCAUCACCGCUGGCGAGGGGAAGAAGCUUACGAGCGGCGUUGGUUAUCUGAAAGAGCCAAGGAGAAUGCUUGAUGACAAUUUUCCAAUCAAACUUCAAAGUGACGGUACGACUGCGAUACGGGAAACAGCUGGAAUGGGUCACGACGAGAGCGGCUCAAAGUCCCAUGGUCUCGGCCCUGGCUAUGGAGCUCAAGACACACACACUAAGGAGAGUAUUGGUCCGGUUUUGAAUUGGCGGUCCAAGAGGCGGCUCCUGAUGCAGGAUGUGCCGCCCAACGCAGGUCAAAUCAGCACAUACUCGCCUUCCCAGUUUGCUCCAGCGCGUCCGCAUACAUACCUUCGAGGCAAGAACGAAUCGUGGAAGACUUUUAGCGAAGCAAGCAGUCGCAUGUUUCAUGAGAGACGUGUCCCAGGCUUAGACAACGGCCAAUUUCUGUUUUCAAAAGAGCAUCCGUACGAACCGGCCAAUCAGCCUCAGAGCAAUCACUAUUACAGGCCACCUAUUCCAACGGCACUGCACCUGCAAUCAGGUUCUCUAGGUCAUGGUGCUUCUGGUUUGCCGUUUGUGCCGCGCCUAUCGUCCCAUAGUCGCCUGACGUGGCCUCAGCCGCCUGUGGGUCUGUACUCAGUACCUACGAAGCCCAAACGAAGCGUCUUUUCGCGAAAGGAGUCUGUUUCAACUGCAUCUGAUACAAGAAAAUGUGACAUGUUGCUUAGCAAGGUGGUGAUUCUGGGAAAGAAUAGGACAGUCCUCAUUGAACAACGAUGGCAUCCCCCGAAACAUGUUCGUUUGCGAUUGGGUCGGCGGGUUGGUGUUGAGUCGGUACAUGAGUUUUCAAUUGGCCAAACAGAACUUCCAGGGUCGGUGGGUCUAGUGGAUAUGGCACCACUCAAGUCGUCAUUACGGUAUCCCAAGACGGUCUUUCCCUUGGGAGACACCCAGGUGUUGCAACCUCAGGAUGACUUGGUGGUGGAAAGAGCGACAUCAUAUGAUGGCAGACAUAGGCAUGAAACAUCGGGGGUUGGUUGUACUCGGCGUCAUAUCGAAUCCAAGACAAAGGAGAAUGCACCCGUGUUCAAGGGCACAGAGGAGACAGAAGGCAUGAGGUGGCCUUUUCAGCGUGGAGAAGCACAGUCACGGACCUCGAUGCAUAUGACGCAGGCGGGUGACUCAGGUGAAGAGGGAGAUGCAGCGAUCAAGUCUUGGUUGCAUGCUUCGGUUCCGCAGAAGCGCAAAGACUUGCAUGGCAGCCCGGCUACGAAGUCAGGCGGCUGUAUCCGCUCAGCAACCAAGGAUAAUCCUGUGCUGAAUGAAGAUUGCGUUGUUGCAUAUGCGGAAAGCAAGGAUCAGGAAAGCAAGCAGCUUGUGCUCAGGCAAGUGCGGGGCGAGAGAGCUGGGGUGUUCCGCGAAGACUACGUCGUGUUUGCAACACGAUUCUUUGUUGCAGAAGAUUAGGCGGUGCAGUGCGGUGGGAUGGUGGGCUGUGCUGUAUGUACAUGGGAUUUGUGCGAAAAGCAGAAGAUCAAGUGAC
Molecule: messenger RNA, 2263 nt
Organism: Exserohilum turcica Et28A
Lineage: Eukaryota; Fungi; Ascomycota; Dothideomycetes; Pleosporales; Pleosporaceae
Exons: 2
Coding region: 1-2187 (728 amino acids)
Source: RefSeq, a predicted model, not a curated record